AUGGGCAUCGAAUAUAGCUUAUAUGAAAAAAUAGAUUUGGACAAUUUAGAGUGUCUCAAUGAAAAAUUAGAAGGAAGUGGUAAGAGAGUGUUUAGGCCUUAUGAAAAUCGGUUGGAUACAACGCAGUUUGUUAAAAGUGAUUCCGACGAAGAGUUACUCUUCUACAUACCAUUCACGGGCAAUAUCAAAUUAAAAGGAAUUAUAAUUAUAGAAGGUAAUGAUGGUAGUCAUCCAAACAAAAUGCAGCUCUUUAGUGCCAUCCAACCAGUUUAUGAAGAUGACGAUAACAUUUUUGCUUCCAUAAUCACCCAAGAAAAAGAAAAAGACAAUGAAACUGGACUGGAAGAUAUGAAAGAUCGCAUGGAAUUUUAA
Glossina fuscipes is the source of this 372-nucleotide messenger RNA. RefSeq names its product PITH domain-containing protein GA19395-like. NCBI's taxonomy places the organism in Eukaryota, Metazoa, Arthropoda, Insecta, Diptera, Glossinidae. The record is from RefSeq and is a predicted model, not a curated record. The coding region runs from base 1 to 372 and encodes 123 amino acids. Gene Ontology annotation, cellular component: nucleus. The transcript has 3 exons.